UAUAAAGGUCAUUUUCUUGUUAAAAGUGUUCAUUUUUGCCCCACCACCGGAAACUUCACUAGCCGUGAUUAUCGAGAUAUUACAUCUAAUUUGGGUUUGCCCACAGGGUCUGUUUAUCCCACAAGGGAUGAAACUGGCAAUUUACUUGUGACCGAGUAUGGAUUGUGCAAAUACAAGGAUCAUCAAACCUUGUCCAUGCAGGAAGUUCCUGAAAAUUCUGCGCCUGGUCAGCUCCCAAGAACAGUGGAUGUCAUAGCAGAGGAUGAUCUUGUUGAUUCUUGCAAGCCUGGAGAUCGUGUGGCUAUUGUCGGGAUAUAUAAGGCUCUUCCAGGAAAAAGCAAAGGCAGUGUGAAUGGUGUAUUCAGGACUGUGCUCAUAGCCAACAAUGUAUCUCUUCUCAACAAAGAGGCUAAUGCUCCAAUCUACAGCCCUGAAGACCUUAAAAACAUUAAAAAGAUAGCUGAAAGAGAGGAUACAUUUGAUCUUCUUGGUAAUUCACUUGCACCUUCUAUACAUGGACAUUCUUGGAUAAAGAAAGCAGUGAUGUUAUUGAUGCUUGGUGGAGUGGAGAAGAACUUAAAGAAUGGCACUCAUUUAAGAGGUGACAUUAACAUGAUGAUGGUUGGUGAUCCAUCUGUUGCCAAGUCUCAACUCUUGAGAGCAACCAUGAAUGGUGGCUUUUGUCAUUUGAUUCUACAGUAUGAUCGUUCACUUACUCCAACUAAAAAUAUUGGACUCCCAGACUCUUUGCUUUCUCGAUUUGAUCUCUUGUUUAUCGUGUUGGAUCAAAUGGAUCCUGAUAUUGAUCGCCAAAUAUCAGAGCACGUCCUUCGUAUGCAUCGAUUUCGUUCUGCUAUUGAUGGAGGUGAGGCAGCACAUGAUGGGAGUGUAAUUCAUAAGGACUUCUUGAGUACAAGAAGAAUUACGGAUACCUGCAGACCAGAGGCAGAUGCAUAUCCUGUCAACGAGGGUGCACAAUCUUUUCCUGACGGGUCUAACAAUAAUGUGUAUAUGAAGAAUACUCCACUGUCAUCAAACUGUAUGGGUGGCCAGAAUUCGUUGUUACAGACCUCAGGAUCACAACUUUUGGGAAGAUCAGCUGCAUCUCCUUCUGCUGCAACCAGCGCCACUUCUUUUGACAAUACAACAGCUUCACCAAUUCCAUAUUAUUGCACGGCAUAUGCUGAGCUCAGAAAUGCAAAUUCAAAUGCAAAGACUGGAGGAACACUUCCAAUAACUGCCAGAACUUUAGAAACCAUAAUACCUCUCUCAACUGCUCAUGCCAAAUUGAAGUUGAGCAGAAAGGUGUUCGAUGAUCCCACGUCAUUAACCGAGGAGGAGCUGUAUGAAUUGCGAAACAACUGGCAACUUAGUUGUGGGGAUCUAUUAUGGGUUUAA
This is a messenger RNA of Trifolium pratense (red clover), 1398 nucleotides long. Its product is annotated as DNA replication licensing factor MCM3 homolog 3-like. Gene Ontology annotation, molecular function: single-stranded DNA helicase activity; single-stranded DNA binding; ATP binding. The transcript has 14 exons. The record is from RefSeq and is a predicted model, not a curated record. The annotation marks the transcript as partial. Lineage: Eukaryota; Viridiplantae; Streptophyta; Magnoliopsida; Fabales; Fabaceae. Gene Ontology annotation, biological process: mitotic DNA replication initiation; double-strand break repair via break-induced replication; DNA strand elongation involved in DNA replication. Gene Ontology annotation, cellular component: MCM complex; nucleus.